Messenger RNA from Phymastichus coffea, 1394 nucleotides. Its product is annotated as zinc finger protein 773-like. Gene Ontology annotation, cellular component: nucleus. Gene Ontology annotation, biological process: regulation of transcription by RNA polymerase II. The transcript is spliced from 4 exons. Gene Ontology annotation, molecular function: DNA-binding transcription factor activity; zinc ion binding; RNA polymerase II cis-regulatory region sequence-specific DNA binding. Lineage: Eukaryota; Metazoa; Arthropoda; Insecta; Hymenoptera; Eulophidae. The coding region runs from base 26 to 1393 and encodes 455 amino acids. The record is from RefSeq and is a predicted model, not a curated record.
UCAAAAGUCGCUUGACUACAGGAGCAUGCGUACUACUCGAUUCAAGUCGACUGAUAACAAAGUUACCUUACUUUUCGGUAAGUGUCAAUACAUAAGUAAAAGUCAAAUAGAUAUAUAUUGUUUUGUUUACGCUGCUCAUCUCCGGCACACAAGUUACUUUAGACUCCUAGUUAUUGCUUACAACUUACCAUCCCAAUAUUUGUUAAAAAUGAUGCUUCAUAAGAUGAGUACAUUGUCGUUGUGUAGAUUAUGUAGCAAAGAAAAACAUCAAGGUACUGAUCUUUUCAAAGACAAAAUUAAAGGUUCAGUCCUCUUAUCAAUCAUUAAUAAAUACUUUGCGAAAGAGGUUAUCAAUAUAUGCAUUACUGAUGCUUUUUCUAAAUAUGUAUGUAGCGAAUGCGAGCAAAAGCUUUGUAUGUUUGAUGAAUUUUGUUUGAUGGUAGCAAAUGUUCAAAAACAACUUACUGCACCUUCAUUAGAAAUUGAUUUUGCAGAGGAUAUGCUUUGUCAUUUGAAGGAGGCAAGUUUACCAGAUAAAUUAACAGAACCAAUGUUGAGUAUAAGUGAAAAAAGAAAACAGAUAUGUCCUAUAUGUGGUAAGAGUUUUAGAUGUUCAGCUCAUUUGAAACGACACAAGUUAAUUCACACAGGACAGCGUCCAUACAUAUGUGAUAUCUGCAACAUGUCUUUCAAUCAACAAGAAAUCAUGAUGAAGCAUAAACAACGUCAUGAAAUAAAAAAAAUGUUUCAGUGUGCUAAUUGUCACCAGUCUUUUCGAUAUAAAGUGUCUCUGAAAUCCCACAUGCUUAAUUUUCAUGCAGCAAACAAUCAAAUGAUCGUGAAUAAUCAAAUCAUACCUGUACAAAAUCACCCUUUACAGUGUCCAGAAUGCGGAAAACAGUUUGCUACAAAAUACAAAUUACAAAGGCAUAGAAGAUGUCACACUGGAGAAAAGCCAUUCCUUUGCAAUUACUGUGAUCGAUCAUUUUCACAAACAGGGAAUUUGAAACUGCAUCAAAUGAAGUAUCAUCAAAUUACAUGUACUAUGCCUGAAUCACAAGAAAAUCUUCAACUCCAACAAGCACCUAAUCAAGUUAUCCAGCAAGAAAUUCCAGAUCCCCUGAAUACCUACCAACCAGUUUUCUUGACUGAAACUGAAAUUCAGAAUACAAUCAAUGAAACUAUUAACUCCACGGAUCCAAGUUCUUCAUAUCUAAAUAAAUCCUACGAAAACCCCUUGUAUAUAGAUGAAGAAAUAGAAACGAUGUUGGAUCAAGAUCUUGAUCAAUUAGAGCGUCAUAAAUAUGCGGCAUCAAUGCAAGAAAAAGUUCCAUUUUGUUUAAAACAACCAGAAACUCCAGAAUUGUUACAAAGUUUACUCUAUGAUGAUUAAG